AACCAUGACAAGUUUUGUCAGUAUAAUAUACAUAAAAAGUCGAUGUUAUGGGAUUCACUUCUCGCAGCAACCACGUUACGGUCUUGGUGAGAAACCUGUCUAGAGUAGAGCCCUCUUCAGCUUGGUUUAAAAGAUCCAACCAAUCAUGAGAGAGUGCAUCAGCAUACAUAUUGGCCAGGCCGGAACUCAGAUCGGCAAUGCAUGCUGGGAACUGUACUGUCUGGAGCACGGUAUUCAGCCGGACGGCCAGAUGCCGUCAGACAAGACGAUUGGCGGAGGGGACGACUCGUUCAACACGUUCUUCAGUGAAACCGGCGCCGGCAAGCAUGUGCCCCGGGCCAUCUUCGCCGACCUGGAACCUACAGUCAUUGAUGAAGUUCGUACUGGCACGUAUCGUCAACUGUUCCACCCGGAGCAGCUGAUCAGCGGGAAGGAGGACGCCGCCAACAACUACGCCCGCGGCCACUACACCGUCGGCAAGGAGAUGGUGGACGUCGUGCUCGACAAAAUCCGCAAACUCGCCGAUGCGUGCACAGGUCUUCAAGGCUUUCUUAUAUUCCACAGUUUCGGCGGAGGCACUGGAUCCGGGUUCUGUGCCUUGCUCGUGGAACGCCUCUCCAUCGACUACGGCAAGAAGUCCAAGCUGGAGUUCGCCAUCUACCCCGCGCCCCAGAUCUCCACGGCUGUCGUAGAGCCUUACAACUCAAUCCUGACGACCCACACGACACUGGAACACACCGAUGUGGCCUUCAUGGUGGAUAACGAAGCCAUCUACGACAUCUGUCGCCGGAAUCUGGACAUCAGCAGGCCGACGUACACGAAUCUGAAUCGACUAAUCAGUCAGAUCGUCAGCAGCAUUACGGCGUCACUGAGGUUCGACGGCGCCCUCAACGUCGACCUGACCGAGUUUCAGACCAACCUGGUGCCUUACCCUCGAAUCCACUUCCCUCUGGCCACCUACGCGCCUGUCAUCUCGGCCGAGAAAGCGUACCACGAGCAGCUGACUGUGGCUGAGCUGACCAACGCCUGCUUCGAGCCGGCCAACCAGAUGGUCAAGUGCGACCCUCGUCACGGGAAAUACAUGGCCUGCUGCCUGCUCUACCGAGGUGACGUUGUUCCCAAGGACGUCAACGCCGCCAUCGCCACCAUCAAGACCAAGAGGACCAUCCAGUUCGUCGACUGGUGUCCCACUGGGUUCAAGGUCGGGAUCAACUACCAACCACCCACCGUGGUUCCUGGAGGCGACCUGGCCAAGGUCCAGCGAGCUGUUUCAAUGCUGAGCAACACGACCGCAAUUGCCGAGCCGUGGGCUCGUCUGAAUCACAAGUUUGACCUGAUGUACGCCAAGCGCGCCUUCGUACACUGGUACGUCGGUGAGGGUAUGGAGGAGGGGGAGUUCUCGGAGGCUCGCGAGGAUCUGGCUGCCCUGGAAAAGGACUAUGAAGAGGUGGGAAUGGAAUCGACGGAGGGUGAAGCUGAAGAUGACAACGAUGAAUACUAGAGAAGAGCGAAUAUCGCACAGAACCGAAGAUGAACAAUUACCCUUUCCUUCUCGUCGUCUAUAAAAUACACAGUCUCCAACUUUUAUAAACCUAUGUAAACAGGGUUGGCUUUUUUUCGAAUAUAAAUUUUUGCACAUCGAA
Messenger RNA from Gigantopelta aegis, 1643 nucleotides. RefSeq names its product tubulin alpha-1B chain-like. NCBI's taxonomy places the organism in Eukaryota, Metazoa, Mollusca, Gastropoda, Neomphalida, Peltospiridae. The record is from RefSeq and is a predicted model, not a curated record. Bases 146 to 1501 code for a protein of 451 amino acids. Gene Ontology annotation, biological process: mitotic cell cycle; microtubule cytoskeleton organization. The transcript has 3 exons. Gene Ontology annotation, molecular function: structural constituent of cytoskeleton; GTP binding. Gene Ontology annotation, cellular component: microtubule; cytoplasm.